AAUGUGCCCGUGGAGGCUGGUGGCCGCCCUCAGGUUUCUCUCUGGUUUUAUUUAUUGCUUGUCAAUGCAGAGAGUGCUGGCAACGCAUAAGACGCUUGGCGCAUCACUUCAGCUUUUAAUCAACUGUGAUUGACAGCAAUCCUCAAGUUAAUAAAUUAAUAUAACUGGAGUUCACAUAAAAAAGAAAACGAGAUGGAAACGAUAUUGGAGCAACAACGACGGUAUCACGAAGAGAGGGAACGACUCAUGGAUGCGAUGGUGAAAGAGAUGUUGCAUAAAAAGGCAGGCCAUCGCGAAAACAUUAAUUCGGAACAUCGGCUGAAAAUGUUAUUGGAUCAAUAUAUGGGUAGCACAAUGCAUCUGCAGGACCUGUACGAGGAUAAAGAUGGACAAAGAAAAGAAGAAGUCCAAGCGCUUUCCGGCCCAAAUGAAUUCUCGGAAUUUUAUUCGCGCUUGAAAUCCAUCAAGGAGUUCUAUCGGCGACAUCCUAAUGAAAUCAGUGUACCAAUGUCCAUCGAAUUCGAGGAGUUGGCUAAGAUGAGAGAGAAUCCAACCGAGGAACUAUCCAACCUCGUCGAAUUCACAGACGAGGAGGGCUAUGGAAAAUACCUUGAUCUCCACGAGUGUUACCAGAGAUAUAUUAACCUGAAAGGGAUAGAAAAGAUAGAUUACAUAACCUAUUUAUCCACUUUUGAUCAUCUGUUUGACAUACCUAGGGAGAGGAAGAAUGCAGACUAUCAGAAGUACGUUGAAUCCCUGCUGGGAUACCUGACGGAUUAUCUGAGCAGAGUAAGACCUCUACUAGAUUUUAGUACAGAGAUUGAAGAAGCCAACAAGGAUUUUCAAACACACUGGGAGAAGAACACGUUCCCCGGAUGGCCUAAGGGAACUGGAAGCGCUCUGACUCACGUGGGAGCGCACUUGGAGCUGUCCGCGUUUUCAUCGUGGGAAGAAUUAGCGUCUCUUGGACUGGACAGAUUGAAAUCAGCCCUGAUGGCGUUAGGUCUCAAAUGCGGUGGCACGCUCGAGGAACGGGCGCAGAGACUUUUCAGCACGAAAGGCGAGGCCUCUCUAGACCCCAAUCUGCUGGCGAAAAACCGAAAGGGAAAAUCUGCCAAGGGCAGAGAUUCCGAGAAACAGAAGGAGAUUGCGCGACUCGAGGCUCACGUGUACAGGCUCGCCGAGCUUGUGUCCAGUCAGCGAGUGGCUACGAAGGAGAAUGUGCAGAGAAAGCAAGCAAGAACGGAGGGUGAAAGGGGAGAUUCUGACGCAGAAGCAAGUGCAAGCGAGUCUGAAGAGGAAGACGACAACGAGGUUCCAUACAAUCCCAAAAAUUUACCUCUCGGCUGGGAUGGAAAGCCCAUACCUUACUGGUUGUACAAAUUGCACGGCUUAAACAUCAGUUACAAUUGCGAGAUUUGUGGUAACUUCACGUAUAAAGGCCCGAAGGCAUUCCAAAGACAUUUUGCAGAAUGGAGACACGCACACGGCAUGCGCUGUCUCGGCAUUCCGAACACUGCACACUUUGCCAAUGUCACUCAAAUCGAAGACGCUCUUGCGUUGUGGGAAAAACUCAAGGCGCAGAAGCAAGCUGAACGCUGGCAACCGGAACAGGAGGAAGAGUUCGAAGAUUCGCUUGGCAAUGUGGUCAAUCGCAAAACGUACGAAGAUCUUAAGAGGCAGGGUUUACUGUGAAUUCCAUGUAUUAUUGUAACCGGAUUUUAUUACAAUAUUUGCUGUCAUUUAUACCACUAUCUUUUGUAAUCCUUCCUUUCCAUUAUAAUGUAAUGAAACAUUAUUGUAAAAUAAAACAUCACGUUCAACGUAAAA
Molecule: messenger RNA, 1830 nt
Organism: Ooceraea biroi (clonal raider ant)
Lineage: Eukaryota; Metazoa; Arthropoda; Insecta; Hymenoptera; Formicidae
Gene: noi
Product: splicing factor 3a subunit 3 noi
Biological process (GO): mRNA splicing, via spliceosome
Cellular component (GO): nucleus; spliceosomal complex
Molecular function (GO): zinc ion binding; RNA binding
Source: RefSeq, a predicted model, not a curated record